This is a messenger RNA of Paramecium tetraurelia, 482 nucleotides long. RefSeq lists its product as uncharacterized. Lineage: Eukaryota; Ciliophora; Oligohymenophorea; Peniculida; Parameciidae. The transcript has 3 exons. The record is from RefSeq and is a predicted model, not a curated record.
AUUUAUUUAUGGCAUUUUUUGGGAAAGUCCUAUUGUUAGCAGCUCUAGCUGGUUACAGUUUCCUUUUAUUCACUGAUGUCCAAUUGGGAAAACAAUUUGAUGCUAAAUAUGCUGAAUUUUAGAAGAAUCAUCAUGUCAAAUCAUACAUAGCUCCUGAUUAUUUUAAAUUAUUGCCAGCAGUCUUAGCCAGACAAGUUAUUGCUGGACUUAUUGCAAGUUCUGCAUUGAUGUUCUUUUGCGGAUGUUUAGCCUUUUUCCCAGUCGUCGGACUCCUCUUGUAAGCAGCUAUAACAGCCAACCCAUUAAUUAACAAUGAUUAGUCUACUUAAAUCGAAUUGUUGAAAACCUUAGCCUUAGUUGGAGGAUUAUUGUUAUGGUCAUCAUCCAAUUGCGCAGCCAAAAAAGUAAACAAAGUCAAACAAGAAUGAUAAUAUAAUUUAGGUCAUUUUAAAAUUAAACAAAUCUUAAGAAAUACUAUUUUA